AUGGCUUUCAUAACACCAGAAAUUAAAGCUGUCUUCAACUAUGAUAAUUUUCGCUUCGCCUCAAACUUCGACGUACAAGCUCAAUCCGCUUUACUCCGUCCCAAUCCCAAGCUUGAACAAUGCUUGACCAACUCGGCAGCCAAAGGCCUUCCACCCAUCAGUGUUCUCCCCAUGGCUGGUCAACAUCUAUCCAUUCUCGCUCAGCUCAUGAAAGUCAAGUCAGUUCUCGAAAUUGGCACGCUGGGGGGCUAUUCAACCAUAUGUUUUGCGGAAGCAGGAGCCAAGGUGACCAGUAUCGAAAUCGACCCAAAACACCGGGACACGGCGUUGGAGAAUGUCAAAGGCCUCGAUGCGGAGAUUCUGCUUGGAUCAGCGCUGGAUGUAUUGCCGAAACUUGCGGAGGAAGGGAGGCAGUUUGACAUGGUAUUUAUCGACGCGGACUUUGAAGAUCAGUGGGAGCACUUCGACUGGGCGGUCAAGUUGACGCGUCCAGGUGGAUGUGUCUUUCUCGAUGAUGUGAUUCCAUCAAUGAUUAAGAAUGGACAGGAGGAAGGGGGAGAGACUAUCUUGACACAGAUUGGCAGAGAUGAGCGAGUUCAGGCCACGCUGAUGCCGACAGUGGCUUGCCAUUCGAUGAUACCUACACCGGUAUUUACUGGCUUUAUCCUCGCUGUGGUUAAGAGCCACUGA
This is a messenger RNA of Trichoderma aggressivum f. europaeum, 690 nucleotides long. RefSeq lists its product as uncharacterized. Gene Ontology annotation, molecular function: S-adenosylmethionine-dependent methyltransferase activity; O-methyltransferase activity. NCBI's taxonomy places the organism in Eukaryota, Fungi, Ascomycota, Sordariomycetes, Hypocreales, Hypocreaceae. The coding region runs from base 1 to 690 and encodes 229 amino acids. The transcript has a single exon. The record is from RefSeq and is a predicted model, not a curated record.